CUGGGAGGCUGGAGCUGAGGGGAGCCGGAACCUCCCUCUUCCCGGCGGCAAAACCUUGAGGAAAUAUUUUCUUUUUUAAACAGAUAAAUUCAUGAGAUAAGAAAAAGGAUGGCAUCUAGAGUAAAUACCAGUUUCACUUUGAUUCCCAACCAGAAAUACAGACGUAGUAAUCAUCGAUCCAGCCAUUUUCCCAACAUCCUUGACCCAGAUUCUCAGCCCUUAUCAACGCUUGGAAAUUUUAAAGCCUUGCCAUUGGAAAUAUUCCAAAUAAUCUUAAGAUGUUUGUCAGGAAGCAAAAGACUUUUACUACAGGACUUUCAUAACCUUGAGCUGCCUGACGGGAGACAAGACUCCACUAUAUUGGAACACUACAGAUCUCUAGGUCUACUGUUUAAAAGAUGUACAUUGCUGCUACCCACAAAGGAAAGACUAAAGUACAUUCACAAGAUACUCGCAGAAGUUUCCUGUUUUAAAUUUAACGGCUGUGUAGCUCCAUUGCAAUGUUUAGGAUUACCAUGUUACGGCAUGUUUUUACAGACCUUAACAGCAGGAUGGGAUGAACUUGAGUGCCAUCGUGUUUAUAACUUCUUAUGUGAGCUGACUAAUCUCUCCCGCAAGAUGCAGACAGUUGUCUGCAGCAAACCAGGAAAUGCCCGAAAACUGGAGUUAAGGAUCAGACUGUUCUGUAGGAACGUUCUUCUUGAUCAUUGGACCCAUCGAAGUGAUUCUGCAUUUUGGUUGACGUGUAUAUUAAAACCAUGGCCAAUGGUGAAUCAGGCAAGAUUACUGUAUAUCAUCUUUGGACCAGUAGCUCCUCAAGAUGGACAGGUGGUUUGGCAGAAAAUGAUAGAAGAACCUGCAGAUGAACCCAGUCUGAAAGGUUUGGCUGAUGCCAUUAAAUUACUAUAUGAUACAGGCACCAAAGGAUGGACAGCAGAUGAUGUUAUCAGUCUUGUAGAUGAACUAUCAGUGGUUCCCCGUGAGUGGCUUCUAGAGAAUAAUGCACAUCUCCUAAUCCUAAGUGGGAACAGCAUCUGUUUCACUUUCAUGGCUAGUAAAGCUGUGAAUGGACGGGCCAUUGAACUGGCAAAGCUGAUAGUCUUUUUGGCGUUGGUAUGUGAGAAAGAACUAUACUGCAUGGAUUGGGCAGUUAAAAUGACGCGAAAAGUCUGUAAAGUCUUUAGCACUCCGGUGGAAAGAAAUAACUUCCUGCAGAGUGUGGCAAAUGCAUUUGCGUAUGUGAUAAUGGAAAUGCUACAAUCAGUUAUGUCUGGAGAGCAUGAUGAAGACGACAGAAGCUUUCUGAAUUUGUUCCAUCUUGUGCAUGCUCAGGCUAACUUCCAUAAGGAGGUCCUGUGUUUGACCAUGAAUACUCUCUCUACCUAAAUACUCAGAAAGCCUUGCAUUUAGAGAAUAACUCAGUGAACUAACUAUUAGAAGAGUGCUACUUUUCCACACUCAG
Molecule: messenger RNA, 1462 nt
Organism: Balaenoptera acutorostrata (minke whale)
Lineage: Eukaryota; Metazoa; Chordata; Mammalia; Artiodactyla; Balaenopteridae
Gene: FBXO47
Product: F-box protein 47
Exons: 11
Coding region: 109-1386 (425 amino acids)
Source: RefSeq, a predicted model, not a curated record